CACCUCGAGUCGCUCACGCUCGGCGCGAAGCUCGAGCUCGGCGACUUGGCGUUCUGGCGCCUCGACGAAUCCGAGCUCGUGCCGCUCACGACCCUCUCCGUCGGCACGUACGGCACCGUUCGCGUCGGCCGGUACCGCGACCAGCUCGUCGCGAUCAAGACGCCGCUCGCCUCGGAGCGCACGGCGCCCAUCAUCCAAGCCUUCCUCGACGAGAUCCUGCUCAUGACGCGCGUGCAGAGCCCGUACGUGAUGCAAGUGGUGGGCAUUAGCUACGUGCGUCUGCUCGACGUCGAGCUCGUCCUCGAGUACAUGGACAAGGGCGACCUGCAGCACCAUUUGGAGGCGACGCGGUCCAACGCAACGCUGCUCUUUCCGUGGCCGCAAAAGAUUGCGGUUGCCAAAGACAUUGCGAAAGGCCUCUUGGCGCUGCACAUGGCUGGCAUCGUCCACCGCGACCUCAAGUCCCGCAACGUGCUCUUCAACCACGGGAUGCAGGCCAAAGUGUCGGACUUUGGCGUUGCGCGUCAAGUCACAACCGCUACGAUGACCCAGGGUGUUGGCAGCUACCGCUGGACCGCCCCCGAAGUCUUGGAAGGCAAGCGCUACGGGAUUGCCGCCGACGUCUACUCGUUCGGCAUGAUCCUCGCAGAGUUGGAUACGCACCACGUGCCGUACUACGACCUCCAGCAGCCGCUAAAAUCGCUGCGCGACUUUGUGCUCUUGCGCGACCGGCCGGCCGCGCAGCAGCUUGUCAACGUCUCGGACGGCGUGCUCAUGGAGCGCGUCAUGAGCGGCGGCGUCGAGCCCAGCUUCAGCACGAGCUGCCCCGACGUCGUCUACAACCUCGCGAUCCAGUGCAUCGCGUUCGAUCCGAAGGCGCGCCCCAAGGCCAAGGACAUCGUUCGGUACCUGCGGGACGCACUGCGACAGUGUUAG
This is a messenger RNA of Saprolegnia parasitica CBS 223.65, 936 nucleotides long. Its product is annotated as TKL protein kinase. The transcript has 2 exons. NCBI's taxonomy places the organism in Eukaryota, Oomycota, Saprolegniomycetes, Saprolegniales, Saprolegniaceae. The record is from RefSeq and is a predicted model, not a curated record. Gene Ontology annotation, biological process: protein phosphorylation. Gene Ontology annotation, molecular function: ATP binding; protein kinase activity. Bases 223 to 936 code for a protein of 237 amino acids.